Epinephelus lanceolatus (giant grouper) is the source of this 3053-nucleotide messenger RNA. RefSeq names its product Ran GTPase activating protein 1b (gene rangap1b). Gene Ontology annotation, cellular component: perinuclear region of cytoplasm; cytosol; nucleus. Gene Ontology annotation, molecular function: small GTPase binding; GTPase activator activity. The record is from RefSeq and is a predicted model, not a curated record. Lineage: Eukaryota; Metazoa; Chordata; Actinopteri; Perciformes; Serranidae. Gene Ontology annotation, biological process: activation of GTPase activity; nucleocytoplasmic transport; signal transduction.
GUCACAUGGUUUAGCAACCGGCGCGCUGCGCGGAAGAGCGGUGUGUGUUCUCUGUCGUUUCCUAGGAAAUUGCUCUUUGUGUCAAUAUGGCCUCAGAUGACAUCUCUCAGUUGGCUGAUGCUCUUGCCAAGACUCACGUCGGGGAUGGAGAGCUGAGCUUUAAAGGCCUGGGACUGAAGCUGGACAACGCAGAAUCAGUGGGGGAGCUGGUCCGUGAGAUCGAGCAGUACCAGGGUCUGAGAGCUUUGCGCCUGGAGGGGAACACUGUGGGAGUGGAUGCAGCCCGGGCCAUUGCGAAGGCUCUGGAGUGUAAAGACCAGCUCCAGAGAUGUUACUGGAGUGAUAUGUUCACUGGCAGGUUGCGCUCUGAGAUCCCGACAGCCCUGAGGUGCUUGGGCAGUGCAUUAAUGCAUGCAGGGGCCAGGCUGACGGAGCUGGACCUGAGCGAUAAUGCCUUUGGACCAGAUGGUGUGAAGGGAAUCGAGCAGCUGCUGAAGAGCCCUUCCUGCCACACCUUGAGGGUGCUGAGGCUCAACAAUUGUGGCAUGGGGAUUGGAGGAGGAAAGAUCCUGGCUGAAGCUCUGAUUCAGUGCCACAGACAGUCAUCAGCGCUCGGAGCUCCACUCAAACUGAGAGUGUUCAUUGCAGGAAGGAACCGCCUGGAAAACGAAGGAGCCAGCGCCCUGGCUAAGGCCUUCCAGCUGAUCGGCAGCCUGGAAGAAGUUCACAUGCCUCAGAAUGGCAUCAACUACGCAGGUGUGAUGGCGUUGGCUUCAGCCAUGCGACACAACCCAGAGCUCCGCGUCCUCAACUUCAACGACAACACCUUCACCAAGAGGGGAACGCUGGCCAUGGCACAGGCUUUGAGGCACCUGAGGAACGUGCAGAUGAUCAACUUUGGAGACUGUCUGGUACGCUCAGAAGGAGCCAUCGCCCUCGCUGCUGUCCUCAGGGAGGGACUGCCAGUCCUCAAGGAGCUCAAUCUGUCAUUUGGCGAGAUCACAGAGGCAGCAGCUUUUGUGGUGGCUCAGGCUGUCAUGGACAAACCUUAUAUGGAUAAAGUGGAUCUGAACGGUAACUGUCUGGGAGAGGAGGGCUGUGAGGCUUUGAGGGAAACUAUGGAAAACAUGGACAAAGGAGACAUGCUGGGAUCACUCAGUGAUGAUGAGGGAGAGCCUGAUGACGAGGAUGAAGAAGGUGAUGACGACCACGAAAAUGAUGAUGAUGCUAGUGAUGACUGUAGUGAAGACGUUGAGGAGGACGGUGAAAUCGUAAAGGAAAAUGGAAUAACAAGAAAAGAUGACAGUCCUGAAAAACUUCAGAGCCCACCAGAGAUCAUGUCUUUCCUCAGCUGCCCCUCUGCAGACAGGCUCCUUCAGCUGGGAGACAUGAGGACAAACCUGCAGCAACAGGUAGAUGCAUCUGAUCCACACAAGGCUGCUGAUGUCCUUCUGAAAAUCACUUCUUUGUACAGUGAGGAACCAGAGACCAAGACUGCUGUCCUUGAAACAACUGAUGUUUUGUUGAAGAAGCUUCUCUCUGCCUCAGCCUUCCAGUCAUACUGUUUCCUCUCCACACUGCUGGUCAUGAUGGGACUCCUCAAGGGAGAGGUGAAGAUGAAAAAGGUGUCACUGGUGCCAGGUCAGCUGUUGUGUUUGGAGCACGCUGUCCAGCAGGAAUACUUCCCCAAGCACCACGCCUCACUGCUUCACACCUUCGUGUCCAAGCACACUGACGCUCUGGAGUCCUGCAGCAGUGCCAGCAAGAGACUGAGUUCCACUCUGGAGAAGAAGUGCCACGACUAACACUGAUCCCACCUACCAACCACUGCCAGUACCAACACUGGGACACACACUGUACUGACUGUAUCAUCUUCACCAACAAAACAAACAGGGAAGCUUUACACUUGAACAAAGGACGACCACUUAAUGUAUCUCCACUCUCCAUUUGUAUAUUUUAUGAAGGCAAAAACUGUCCAGAAUGUCUUAGUUUUUAUUUUUCUACGUAUGCUUGUGACUUAUAUUUUUAUAGAAAAUCUAGAAAUGCACAUCAGGUAUGGGUUAAUGUAUAAAAAAAACUGGAACUGAUUGUAACUUGGAGUGGAGCUAACAUUAGAAAAUGUCAAUGUGGCACCUUUUGCAACAUAUCACUUUGCAUUUAGAUAUAUAUAGUUUGAGAAUUCACUGUUAAACAAGAACAAAAGAAUGCAUCUACUUCAGACAUGGUCCACACACAGCUACAGGAAUAGGUUAACAGAUUUAGGUUGUUUCCAGGUCCUCAAAAAUUUGGAAGUUGUGUUGUAAUUUUUUUCAAAGAAUGGUAGAUACUCACACACAGCUACAGACUUGCUGUAUUUGUAGACCUGUAUCUCACAUACUUUGGUAUUUGCUGCUUUGCUGAGACAGAAAUGGAGAGGCCAAGACAAUUCAGAGGAAUCGUAUUUAACAAAAAAAAAAAAUGCAAUCUAUAAAACAAAAUGAAUUAGUCAAAAAUAAAAAGCUGGAAUUAUGGUUCCGUUUUCCUGACAGGAUGCGUUGCAUGCUGUCAGAGUUUUAGAACAGUCUGUCCAAUCACAAUCAUCACACCGCUGUUCAUCAGGUCCAGUCAAAUCGGGCUGCUGCUGUGUGCAUCAGACUGUGAGCAGGAAUGGGGCUGCAUACAGGAGCCCAUGAGCCUGAAUACACAGCGUGUGUGUGCGCGCAUCGCCGUGCACCGAGCCCAGUCAUAACACAGCAGAGCUCAGGGGACCACAAUCACUUUCACCUGAUGUGUCUUUUUUCCAUCCAUAAUCAGUCUUAAUAUAUAAAUGUGCUCUUAUAGGACUUUGUGCUGCACAACUUGGGUUGCUGUGUGUUACCUCAUAUAGCUGUAUAUGUGUUUGUGAUGUGAGGGAGCCUUUAAGGGAAAUGGAGUGAGAAUGGAUUACACUUUAAUGGCAUUUAGACAUUACACCAUAUGGACUGCAUUUAUAUUGUCGGGAGAAUUUUUGUUUACCUGAUAUGUUGAUAUGUACUGAAAGCCUCUCAGAAAUAUAACUAAUCUAACAAGCCUGA